CGGGCACUUCCUGUGUCAUGGCGUACAGUGGGUUUCAUCGGUGUUGCUGAGAGUCCCUGCUGACUAGACCGGGUUUUGUGUAAUAUCGCCUGGCUGCGCGCUGCAUUCGAAGGCUCCCGGGAGACCCUCAAGCCACACAAUGGAGACAGUGACCGUGGAGGAUGUGCUCGUGAACUUCACCAUGGAGGAGUGGGCUGUGCUGAAUCCAUCCCAGAAGAAGCUCUACAAAGACGUGAUGUGGGAAACUUUUAUGAAUAUGACUGCUGUAGUAGGUACCUUGGACAACCAACAAAUUGAAGAAGAAUACAAAAAUUGCUCAAGAAACCUAAGAAAUAAAGAGGUAGCAAAAUUCUAUCAAUAUAAAACUUGGAAUCAACAUGAAAAAAUAUUCCUUUGGACUCCGGAGGCCAAUGUGGAUGUGCAGCAAACUGCUUUAAAGCAAACUGACAACCUUGUGUGUAGAAAGCCCCUGACUGGGCAUUUGUCACUAAAUGUGCCCAUUUUACCUCAGAGUGAACUGAAGCCACGUGAGUAUGUGGGAUUUGAUGACAGGCUGGGUAAUGGUAAUGACCGUGGAAAAACCUGUAGUGUUUACCUGUCCCUUCAGAAACGUGAAGGGACAAAGACUGGAGAGAAAGCCUAUCACUAUGAGCAGUGUGGGAAAACCCACUCUGAUCUUAGUGAGAGAACUCACCCUGGAGAGAAAACUUUUGUGGGUUGUAACAGUGUGAAAGCCUCCAGCAAUCCCAGGAGUGUUGAAAUCCAUGAAAGAAGUCAUACUGGGAAGAAAGCAUAUGUAUGCAAACAGUGUGGGAAAGUCUUCAGUACUCAGAGUUGUUGUAUAAUUCAUGAAAAAUUUCACAUUUGGGAGAAACCCUAUGUAUGUAAGCAAUGUGGAAAAGGAUAUGCUGAUACAUCAGCAUUUAACAGACAUACACGAACCCACACUGGUGAGAAACCAUAUGUAUGUAAGCAGUGUGGGAAAGCAUUUAGUACACAGAGUUACUGUAAGAUACAUGAAAGAAUUCACACUGGGGAGAAGCCCUAUGCAUGUAAACAGUGUGGAAAAGCAUUCACAAUACAGAGUAACUGUAAAAUGCAUGAAAGAAUUCACACUGGGGAGAAACCUUAUAUGUGUAAGCAAUGUGGGAAAGCAUUCACCACACAGAGUUACUGUCAAACCCAUGAAAGAAUUCACUCUGGGGAGAGACCAUAUGUAUGUAAGCAAUGUGGGAAAGCGUUCGCCACACAGAGUUACUGUCAGUUGCAUGAAAGAAAUCAUAUUGGGAAGAAAACUUUUGUAUGCAAGCAAUGUGGAAAAGUAUUCACUUCACAGAGUUGGUAUAAAAUACAUGAAAGGAAUCAUACAGGAGAGAAACCCUAUGUAUGUAAGCAAUGUGGAAAAGCAUUCAUUGCACACAGAUAUUGUCAAGAACAUGAAAAAACUCAUACUAGUGAGAAACCCUAUAAUUGUAAGCAGUGUGGAAAAAGAUUUGGUGAUAGAUCUGCAUUUCGUAGACAUAGACAAACUCACACUGGUGAGAAACCUUAUGUGUGUAACCAAUGUGGGAAAGCAUUUGGUAGAAAGAAUUCUUAUAACAUACAUGAAGAAAGUCACAGAGGAAAAAAACCAUAUGUGUGUAAGCAAUGUGGGAAGGCAUUCACUACACACAAAUAUUGUCAGAUACAUGAAAGAAACCACACUGGGGAGAAACCUUAUGUGUGCAAGCAAUGUGGAAAAGCAUUUGCUACAAAAAGUUCUUACAACAUACAUGAAAAAAGCCACACAGGGGAGAAACCUUAUGUGUGCAAGCAAUGUGGGAAAGCAUUUGUUACACACAAAUAUUGUCAGACACAUGAAAGAAUUCACACUACAGAGAAACCUUAUGUGUGCAAGCAAUGUGGGAAGUCAUUCACUACACACAAGUACUUUAAAAGACAUGAAAGAACCCAUACAGAUGAGAAGCCCUAUGCAUGUAAGCCAUGUGGAAAAAGAUUUGCUAGUGAGUCCUCCUUUUACAGACACAGAUCUCAUGGUGGAGAGGAGCUCGAUGGACAUAAACAAUGUAGGGAAAGCAUUCAGUGAUCACCAUUUUAAUGAACUACCUGUAAGAAGUCACACUCUAAAGUCACCCUAUAUAUCUAAGCCUAUUUUGGAAAUCCUGUGAGAAUUCUUUAUGUAGUGGAAACCUAUACACAUUAAAUAAGACAUUUGAUGGCAAUAUUUCUUUAUAAACUUUCCAGGAAAUACACUUUUAGAUGGAGAUAUCCUGGAAUGUAUCCCUUCAGUGUUUCUCAGUAAAUCACUUACAAAUAUCUGAACUGUGUAUCUGUGUCUUUAUCAUAAAAAAUGUUGACAUAUUUUUGUGUAAGUCAUUGUCUUUGAAACUAAUACAUGGUAUCUUCUAAUAAAACAAGGUGAAUCGAAAUGUA
This is a messenger RNA of Cavia porcellus (domestic guinea pig), 2433 nucleotides long. RefSeq names its product zinc finger protein 791-like. Gene Ontology annotation, molecular function: DNA-binding transcription repressor activity, RNA polymerase II-specific. NCBI's taxonomy places the organism in Eukaryota, Metazoa, Chordata, Mammalia, Rodentia, Caviidae. The transcript has 4 exons. The record is from RefSeq and is a predicted model, not a curated record. Gene Ontology annotation, biological process: negative regulation of transcription by RNA polymerase II. The coding region runs from base 140 to 2086 and encodes 648 amino acids.